AUGGCGCCACGGCCGUCAGGAGCGCGACGGAGUCUGUUCCCCGAGCCAGAACAUGUCUACGAGUUGGGAGUUGCUGGCCGCAAGACUGGCGUCACCCUGAAAGACUCGGGCAUCCGCGACGAACAUGGCAUGCAACCACUCGAAGACCUCUUCUCCUCUCCCCAUAAGCCCACCGAGGACCGCGAUGAAGCCGAAGCCGAGGACGAAGAAGAUGGUGGCGCCUCGGAAGAUGGCAGGGCAGAUAGCGAGGACAUGGACAUCACCACGACCUCCGGAAUCGCCCCAGCCGCUCUCCUCAAUGGCAUUGCUAGCCGGCUCCCUGCCCCAGUCAACCGCACCAACCGAUCACCUGUCAAGGUUGUCGUCAACUCGCCCGCGCGGAACCGUCUAAUGGCGCGCAGCUCAUCGCCCACUCGCGGAUCCCUUGGCGCCAACAAGGAAAACUACGACCGCGGUUCCUCUUCCCAGCCGGCCGAAGAUAUUAACACUGCUAGGCGGAGACUGAACUUUGAGGCUCUCAAGGCUGGUGGACGCUCCCUGUCUCAACCGACUACGACGAACGGCAGCAAUGGGUUGAACGGAUACCAUGACGAAGAGGAGGAAGAUGAAACCGAGAACUCUCCGGUACCUGAUGAGACUGAUGCCUUUAUUGAGGAGUCUAUGGCCAUGUUGGAGGACGAUGGAGAGGUUGAGGAAGAACAGUCCGUCGAACAGGAAGAGGACGAACCAGAGGCAAGCCCAGAAGUUGUGUCUGCGCCCGCGGCCAAGAAGAAGCCUGAAAGGAAACCCAAGGCCAAGGAACCCUCACCAGCACCCGCGCCGGCAAAGCGUGGACGGAAAGCUGUUGCGCCCGCGGUAGAGGAGCAGGAGCAGGAAGAACAAGAAGAAGGAGAAGAAGCACGGGAAGAACCAGAAGAGGUCGCGCCCAUGGCUACUGCUAAGCGAGGAAGGGGAGCCAAGGGCAAAGGCGCAGCCGUGGAAGAACCAGCAGCACCCGCAGCCAAACCAGGCAGGAAACGGCGCACCGUGGAAGAACCCGCUACCGAUACCGAAGAUUCCUCCGCCAGCCGCCAAUCCAAGCGCCAACGUACCACCGAGACCGCACCAGCACCCGUCACCAAGGACAGAGGAAGGCCAAAGAAGUCGCUCACUCCAGCACCAGAACAAGAAGUCGAGGAGCCAGAACCAGAACGAGUUGCUCAAGCCGGUCCCUCGCGAUCCAAGGCAGCAGCCAAAGGAAAGGGUAGAGCCCCAACCCCGGCCGCCGAACCCGUCAACGCGAAGGCCACCAAAGCAACGAAACAAAAGGGUGGUCGCAAGCGCCAACCCUCUCCUCCCCCCGCCGCCGAUGCGGAUAUCUCCAUCGCCAUCCCCCGCGGCCCUCCCCUGCCCAAGUCGCGUGGCCUCGUCAUCAACCGCCGCGAAGUCCCAGGCGACAGCAACGCCAUCAUCCGCACCCGCUCCGGCCGGCACUCCUUCAAGCCCCUGGCCUACUGGCGCAACGAGCACGUCGACUACGAAUACGAAGAAGACGAGUUCGUUGUCGACCACGCUCCCAAGUCUUCCCAGACCGGGUCCAAGGAGGUGCGCAAACGGAAGUUCGUCCUGCCCACCAUCAAAGAAGUCGUUCGCGUGGAAGAAGAAGUCGUCAAUUUCUCUCGCGGUGGUGGCCGUGGUCGUGGCAGCACCAAGCGCGCCGCCGGCAGCAACAACGCUGCUGCUGCUUCCGGUCGCCGCGCCCAACAACAACAACAACAAAAAGACGAAGAUCCAUCCCCGCCCGAACCAUGGGAACUCAACCCCGGCAUUUUGGGAGGUGACGUGGUAACCUGGUACCCGCAGCACGAGUUCCACCCUCCCGCACUAGACGACGAGGUCGAAGUCCAGGAGAAACAGCUGGCUAUUUCGGGGAGAGCGAUUCGCACCCAAAAAGUCAAGGACGCCGCGUUCCGGUAUGCGAAAACGGUCAAUGAGGGGUUCUUUGGUGCGGGCGUGGUGGAUUUACCACCAGGAGCGGUCAAGAGACCAAAGAACUCGCGCAAGAUGUUCAUGACGUUUUUUGUGUAUACCGGGCGCGUGUUGGUGACGGUUAAUGAGUCGGUUUUCAGGAUAGGCAAGGGGGGGAUGUGGUUUGUGCCGAGGGGUAACUACUACUCAAUCGAAAACGACUACGACACACCUGCUCGCGUCUUCUUCUCGCAAGGGUGCGAGGUGCAGGUUAGACCGUCUGAGGAGGGCGGCGAGGAGGGGACUGGGACUGGGACUGGGUCUGGGAUUGGGACUGGGACUGGGGCAGAGAACUCCAUGAUAAUGGAUACCUCUGCUGUUGGUGCAUCUUAUUCUUCUGCUUGA
Molecule: messenger RNA, 2352 nt
Organism: Sordaria macrospora k-hell
Lineage: Eukaryota; Fungi; Ascomycota; Sordariomycetes; Sordariales; Sordariaceae
Biological process (GO): spindle attachment to meiosis I kinetochore; attachment of mitotic spindle microtubules to kinetochore; kinetochore assembly
Cellular component (GO): kinetochore
Molecular function (GO): centromeric DNA binding
Source: RefSeq, a predicted model, not a curated record